AUGUCGGAACACAAGCAUAAGCCGUCACCCUCGAAUGAGGACAUCUCGAACUCUAGUGAAGUAGCCAUCGCAUCUAGCUCGUGUCCAGCAUUUGAUCCGGUUUCUUACCGUAACGCAUCACACCUCCGUUACUUGCAUGACACAUUAAAGAAUGAGAAUGAAGAGCUGUUUAAAUUGGUUCUUGAUUGCGAAGACCGUUGCACAUCCGAAAAUGCUGAGGAUUCUCAAACAGUUUCCGAGGACUGGGAAACAACUGUUGCCGUAGUGGGCGAUCGUGGACCUCGACAGUCCGUCCCUGGUUGUUCUGCUAGCAAGUCAACCGCAGAUAAAAAGAAGCAAAUACUUUCCAAUUCAAUGAUGCAGGCAUAUAUUGCCAUGCGUGGCCCGGAAAUGGCUGCUGAGAUGGACCCUCUGUUUGAAUGGAUUCAGCUUCGCCAUGAUCAGGCAGACCCCAACACUUCAUCUCAACCUCACGACGAUCCCAAGGAUGUCUCUAAGAUGUUGGAACUUAUGGAUAAGGCUCUACUUCCUGAAAACAUGACCGGUGACUCUCCUCGUGCUGCUAUUUUUGAGUUUCCGAAGCCGCCACACCACCACAUAGUUCCUCCGGCUACAAUGAACCUCUUACCCCACCAUAAGGUUGCUGAUGCGGUGCGUUGUCGUUCUCCCGUUUGGGGAGAUGAUGAAGAUGACGAUGAGGGCGCCGUUCCUACUGGCCUUCUUUCGCCAUGCACCUUUCUCGAGUGGUCUCGUAAUUGCAAGCGUUGGCCUGGCAAAGAGAUUCAGGACCCCCACAACGUUCUUGCUGGUGCUCAACGAAUGCGUCCCGAAGGACCUGCACCGGUCAAGGACCAUUUUCCCCAGUACCUCCAGGACAUGAAGCUCCAGAGAGAUUACCAAACAGGAGAGGAAUUAUCCCCUCUUUACAACGUCCCCGACGACCCGUCUCUCAUCUUCACGCCCCCAGGCCUGCCUGACAGACAGUAUGCCCCGGCCAAAUUCCUAACUCAAUAUGAUCGCAUGGCUCCUAUGGAAGCCAAGAAUCUCCGAGACCAUGUGUAUGGCAAGGCACAGAAAAGCGUGCCACCUGCCAGUACUCAUAAUAGAUUCACAAACACCGAGGUGAAUAAUGUUGUGAACAGAAUCACCAGAUUCGAUGGUGACGGUCUUUCUGGCCCUGAGGUAUACACUAUGCUCAAGGACCAGUACCAGACCCUCGCAGAGCAGAGAGCUGAAGGCGAGGCCUUCCGCGAGCGAAUUUCUGAGCAGAGCAAACGAAUCCAGGAGCUCGAAAUUGAGCGGGAUAGCCUUCGGGGAUACUUUAUCCCUCUAUUGCAGCAGCAACGCGCUGAACACCGUGCCGAGCAGGAGCGUCUCGCAUUUCAGGCACUUCAUGGCCAACGUGGUGUCCGAGAUGAUCGUAUCCGAGAGCAUCUUGGAAACCACAUGCGUGAGGUACAACUCCAACUGGACCGCUCGUACAUGCAGCGCACCGAGUCGAUGAAUAAGAUCAAGGCGAACCAACGCCGCCUCUCGCAACUUGAACAAGAGAUCUGUGAGGAGUGUCUCCUGGCUGGAACAAGUCCUCGAGGCAUUUUUGAUGAGCUCAACGGUCUCAUACCACAUCCUGAAACUCCUGCGUGGUCAGCAGCAGGAGGAAUGAACUACAACGCUACUUACUUCUACCCUGACUUCAAUGCUGAUAAUGUCCAGCCAACUAGCGCUGAUGCCAGACAACCCGAGAAGUCGAUGGGCGAGCAUUCGAUGGGAGAGCAUGCGAUGAGAGACACUGACUCGUAUUCUGGAAAUACUCUCAUUAGCCCUGCGCCCGCUCCCCGACGGGAAACACAUCCGUCAAACGCGGAUCCCACCACCCGCGGCUAUUUCGCCGGCCGCCCCCCUUCUCCGUUUUCUCUUCUGAGAUCCGUGCCCCUUGAUGCACCCGGCGCGCUGAGCCAAUACGCCGGAGCAGGAUAUCGGGCGCCUUUCAGCGGCUUCGACGAAUAUACGAUGAUGCCACAGUCCCGCCGUCACCGUCGCCACGCCACAACUCAGACCUAUUGCGAUCCUGCCAUUGCUGAGGAGGGUAAGAUCGAGGCUAAUUCCUCUGCGCAGAAAAGCUCCAAGGAAAGGGCCAAGAGCGGCGCAUCUCACAUUCGAGGUCCUGACAGACUUAUCUGCUUCGCCCCUCCCCCCCGUGAACCGGAGCCGAUUGAUCGAUCCUACUAUGACUAUGACCUCUAG
This is a messenger RNA of Daldinia caldariorum, 2244 nucleotides long. RefSeq lists its product as uncharacterized. NCBI's taxonomy places the organism in Eukaryota, Fungi, Ascomycota, Sordariomycetes, Xylariales, Hypoxylaceae. The record is from RefSeq and is a predicted model, not a curated record. The transcript is spliced from 5 exons. Bases 1 to 2244 code for a protein of 747 amino acids.